CUCAUUAAAGACAGAUCCUUCUCAGCUAACUUCAUUUUAUCUUCGUUCUCAUCUCAUAUUCUCACCUCUCUUAUAGACUCAUUCAUCGCAUCUUAAAGGACACAAGAAAGAAUGGGUGGGAUGUGUAUGUCUUCGUGUUGUGGUGGUGGUGACGAUAAUAGUUCCAGUCUAUUAACACAUCUCGUCAUAAUUGUUGUCAUCUGUCUCUCUCUCAUGGCUGUCUGUACCUCCAACGAACGCCGUACAGCCGUUCGUGUCGUCCGGUGCCGUUGACCGGUACAACAAGUCAUUUAUAUAUAUCAUCAGAUCACAUCUCUACAAAAAGAUUUCUUCGGAUUCUCUUUUUAUUAUGUAUGUGUUGGUUCUAUAUAUUAGUGAUGAAUUAUGGUAUGUCUUAUUUUUUUCAUACCAAAUAUAUGGAUUAGAAUGAUAAAAUCACAUAACAUCCACCAAAAUUUCACUAUGUAAUAAAGUAUCGGGGUUAAAACGAAAUAAAGUAAAAUACUUGGGUUGUUUUA
Molecule: messenger RNA, 518 nt
Organism: Camelina sativa (false flax)
Lineage: Eukaryota; Viridiplantae; Streptophyta; Magnoliopsida; Brassicales; Brassicaceae
Source: RefSeq, a predicted model, not a curated record